This is a messenger RNA of Alosa alosa (allis shad), 3391 nucleotides long. It is a transcript of the gene irf8, whose product is annotated as interferon regulatory factor 8. Lineage: Eukaryota; Metazoa; Chordata; Actinopteri; Clupeiformes; Clupeidae. The record is from RefSeq and is a predicted model, not a curated record. Gene Ontology annotation, biological process: regulation of transcription by RNA polymerase II; immune system process. Gene Ontology annotation, molecular function: DNA-binding transcription factor activity, RNA polymerase II-specific; protein binding; RNA polymerase II cis-regulatory region sequence-specific DNA binding. Bases 1509 to 2747 code for a protein of 412 amino acids. The transcript has 9 exons. Gene Ontology annotation, cellular component: nucleus.
UUCCCAAUUAUUUAGAAGUGCAAAAUCAUGAAAGAUGUGAGUAGGAGAUCAGCAGGAUUCACUGAAUCUCCCACAGCACUUGGUCCCUGUGACGGCAGUGUAACACCAGACGCAGGUGUUUGGUCAGCGCAGCUGUCUUUGUUGCCCACUCUGGACUGGUCACAGGUUGCACCUAAGCGCAGGAGAUGAGCGAAAACCACAAAACCUACUCAGAUCCCUUUACAGCCCUUCAACAUGUGAUCCUGUUUUCCCAGCAUCCCCUUUCAAUGGUUUCUAAAUGACGCUGACCACAGGUAGCUGUAGGAUUGCAUAGCUUAGAAAGGUGGACUGGCCAAUGAUUACUACAAUGAUUUAACUUUUGAUUUAAAAAUAAAAUAUGAUUCAAUAUGAAUGUAGACUAUUUGUUGUAAACUAGAGGUUAUGAUUGUGGACUACUGGUUGUAGACAAUAGUCAGUGGCACUUUACUUAGAUUGUCUGUCUGCAGAGACUUAUAGAAUAUAGAAUUGUUGUUGAAUAAUUACUGAAUAUCACCUGAAACCAAAUCUAAACCCCAACAUCAACCAUUAACCAGAUUAGGCUGUAGUUAAAAGUGCCAACAGAGUUUGUUGAUAAUCUGAGCAUCUGUAGAUUAUCUGUGGGCGGACUGAGUAAAGUGUGACCCAAUAGUCUUUCGACUUUAAGGUGAACUAUAAAAUGGACUUUGUGUAAAGAUGGCACAGAUUUAAUUUUUUAAUAUGUGUGUAUUGAUAUUAUGUGGCUAUUGCCGUGUACCUUGAUGUAGGGAUCGAUUUUUUACUAAACACUGAAUUUAAAUUAUUUCCCUUUUCAUCAGAAUGUUGCCUCCGUGAACAGGUUUUCUUAACACCGUGUUUGAAUACCAGUAUUUUCUUGGAAAAAUUACAUGUAGUAAAUGGGAAGUAAUUGGAAAAUGGUAGCCUUAUAGUCAGCUGCAUUUUAUGGCCAAAAGAAGCUUGAUCCCGACAUACUUUGAAAAGGAUUUCAUAAUUUAAGUUUCAAAUAAUAUUGAUUGAAAUAAUGAAGCAAUAAUAUUACUGUAAAACACAAAGGAGGUAACGUACCAGUGUGUUAAUGAGACGUUAAUAGGCAUAGCAUACUUUGUCUUCAUUUUGACAAGUGUGAAACCCCCUUCCGUGGUUCAAAAGCUCCCAUAAAGUAAUCAAACGCCUUUUUCUAGUACACCCACUGAGUAAGCUACAUACACAGUAGGCUACAUGAUUAACCCAAGUGAUUUCUUGUAAACUCACUUGCUUCGCAGAACUCCAUUUCCGGAUUGAGUGUGUGUCACGGAUACUACACACUGUGAUUGGAUAGGAUUUUUAUCUAUCCAAUAGUUAACCACUACCAGGCCCGUUCCAUGUGAAUGAAUACGAUAAAGUAGAAACCAGUUUGACAGGCAAUUACUCUCUUCAUCAGAUACCAUAAGAACAGUCAGCAACUUUUUGCGUGCUGUUUUCUGGUUUGGACUUACAGCAGGAGCAUUCACAAGAUGACGUUAAAUACAGGGGGUCGCAGGCUGAAGCAAUGGCUUGUUGAGCAGAUCAACAGCAACCAGUACCCCGGGCUGCUGUGGGAGGAUGAGAGUCGGACCAUGUUCCGAAUACCAUGGAAACACGCUGGGAAACAGGACUAUAACCAAGAAAUCGACGCUUCCAUCUUCAAAGCUUGGGCUGUAUUCAAGGGUAAGUUUAAGGAGGGGGAUAAGGCUGAACCUGCCACUUGGAAAACCAGGCUCCGCUGCGCUUUGAACAAAAGCCCAGACUUCGAGGAGGUGACUGACCGUUCGCAACUGGACAUUUCCGAACCUUAUAAAGUCUACAGAAUUGUACCAGAGGAGGAGCAGAAGAUCUCAGCAGGUAAAGGGACAUUAGCAGCUAUGAACAUGGGUUGCUCCAGUGAAGUGACAGACAUGGAAUGCAGUCCAGCAGAGCUAGAGGAGCUUAUUAAAGAUGUCAAUCAGUGUUCCAGUGAUGAAUACAUGGGCCUCAUCAAAAGAAGUCACUCUCCCCUAGAAGACACUUGUAACAUGCAGCCAACUCAAGAGUGGUGGCACCAGGACUCUCACAAUGUGUUUCCAGUGCACCCAGAUGUUGCACCACUUGGUUCUCUCAACUAUGCCUUCUCCAACAUGCUGAUCUCGUUCUAUUAUGCUGGGAAGCCCAUGGGCAGCUUGGUGACCACCCACCCCGAAGGCUGCCGUAUCUCCCCCUGUCAGCCUCCAGCUAGCAGCCUGAUCUAUGGCGGGGAUAGCUUGCAGAACAUCCGCUUCCCGUCAACGGAACACAUCGAGAACGAGCGCCAGCGGCAGGUGACCCGCAAGCUCUUAGGGCACCUGGAGCGUGGCGUGCUGUUACGGGCCAACCGCGAGGGCAUCUUCAUCAAGCGCCUGUGCCAGAGCCGCGUGUUCUGGAGCGGGCUGGGCGCCCACUACAGCCCCGGGCCCUGCAAGGUGGAGCGGGACGCUGUCAUCAAGAUUUUUGACACAGGCCGAUUCUUCCAAGCACUUCAGAUGUACCAAGAGGGCCAGUGCCCGGCCCCUGACCCCACAGUCACUCUGUGUUUUGGAGAGGAGUUUCAUGACCUCAGCACGGCCAAGAGUAAAUUAAUCAUUGUUCAGAUCACUGCAGUGAAUUGCCAGCAGCUACUGGAAGCAAUGAAUGACCUUUGCAGCUACAGCCUUCCCCAACACCCUGCCUGUUUCCGAGACAACCUGGCUAUUACUGCCUAGGCUCAAACACUGACCACCAGCAGCUACCAGUGGAAGAAGAGGAGCUGGCACAUUGUUCUUUUUUAAGGAUCAUUUUGCAAACAUUUUCCAAGCAUUAAUGAUGAACUGUUCAUAUGCACUCAAAGCAUUAGUAUUGUCGGGAAAUAUUGAUAGCAGAGCAUCACGGGUCUCAAAAGAGCAGCUAUAUAUUAAUGAAACUUGGUGGAGAGUUGUGGCUUAGGAAAGAACCCAUCGAUUUGGUAAUCCAAUUUUUCGGAUCCACACCAACAUUUAAUGGGUUCUUUCUUGGUCCAUUAGGUUUCAAACUUGCUAAUGCAUCUCAGGUUUUAUAAUUAUUAUUAUUAUAAUAUUCAUAAAGCAACUAAACUAUUUUUGCAUUGCAUUAUCCAGCAAAUACAUGCUUAAAGUUUAGGUACAUUAGGUAGGUAAGUUUAGGAUGCUUUUUCUGUAACACUUUUAUCAUGCCAAACUUUGCCAAUGUAAAAUAUAUCAGCCGUAUUGAGCCUCUUUGAGUCUACAGAAGUUCCAUACCUUUAGUAUGAGUAAAUGUUCAAAUGCAUUUUGUCAAAUCUAAAUGGAUAGGUUUUACUAUCUCGUGUUUUUUUCUGUCAGUAUUACUGAAAUAAAGAACUUUAUCUUUCUCA